Messenger RNA from Ochotona curzoniae (black-lipped pika), 1542 nucleotides. RefSeq lists its product as uncharacterized. Gene Ontology annotation, biological process: proteolysis; virion assembly. Lineage: Eukaryota; Metazoa; Chordata; Mammalia; Lagomorpha; Ochotonidae. Gene Ontology annotation, molecular function: zinc ion binding; aspartic-type endopeptidase activity; nucleic acid binding. The record is from RefSeq and is a predicted model, not a curated record.
AACCCCCAAGAGGAAGACCGGGGAGAUGGGCUCUCCAGACACCACUGUAAAUGAACAGCCUGAAGCCAGAUCCCCAAUCCAUACCAGGUUGCGGCUACGCAGGGCUCAAUUAAAGGAGGGAGAAAGAGGAGAAGGGCAAUGGUCUUCACAAUUGUACCCCUUGAGAAUUGUAGGGGGGCAGGUCCAGUAUUGGCCUUUCUCUGCCUCUGAUUUGUAUAAUUGGAAAACUCAUAACCCUCCUUUCUCCCAAGACCCCCAAGCAUUAACAGGUCUCAUCGAGUCCAUCUUGUUGACGCACCAGCCGACUUGGGAUGAUUGUCAGCAGCUGUUAUGGACUCUACUGACCACAGAAGAAGUCCAACUGGUGCUGAUGGAGGCCAGAAAGAAUGUCCUUCGGGCUGAUGGGCAGCCCACCCAACUUCCAAACGAAAUUGAUGAAGUGUUCCCCCUUGUCCGACCUAAUUGGGACUUCAACACUCCAAAUGGUAGGGAGCGUCUCCGUCUUUAUCGCCAGACUCUGUUGGCAGGUCUCAAGGGUGCCGGAAGGCGACCCACUAAUUUGGCUAAGGUAAGAGCAGUUCUACAGGGAGCUGGGGAGACUCCCGCGGGAUUCUUAGAAAGACUAAUGGAAGCAUACCGCAUGUAUACACCGUUUGAUCCGGCAAGUGAAGAUAGGCAGGGGGAAGUGAUUAUGGCUUUCAUAGGACAGUCGGCACCAGACAUUCGAAAUAAGUUACAAAGACUAGAAGGAUUGCAGAAUUAUAGCUUGCAGGACUUAGUAAAAGAGGCAGAUAAAAUUUUCAAUAAAGAGAGAGAAGAGAGACUAAGAAAGAUGCAGGAAAAAAGAGAGGAUAAGAGAGAUAAGCGACGGAAUAAAGAACUGAGCCGUAUCUUGGCCACUGUAGUUCAUAACAAGCAAAUAACAUCCCAGGGAACUGAGAUAGGGAGACAGUUUAAGGAACAGGGAGGUGAGCGGCGAAACCGUUUAGGGAAAGAUCAAUGUGCUUACUGUAAAGAAAACGGCCAUUGGGCAAAGGAUUGUCCCAACAAUCCUAGAAACAAGAAAAGGCAGACCUCAGUUUUGACUUUAGAAGACUAGGCCAGUCGGGGCCAGGAGCCUCCCCCUGAGCCCAGGCUAACUCUGUCUGUGGGAGGCAAGCCCACCACGUUUCUAGUAGACACCGGGGCUCAACAUUCAGUUUUGACAACUACUGAUGGACCUAUGAGCCAGAAGACCUCGUGGGUACAGGGAGCCACAGGAGGACGCGCGUACCGGUGGACGACUGAUCGGCGGGUCGACUUAGCUACAGACUGAGCCCGGCGAGCCAACCUUUAUUUGCUUUUGAAUGGAGAGAUCCGGAACAUGGAGUAAGUAGGCAACUGACUUGGACUCGAUUGCCACAAGGCUUCAAAAAUUCCCCCACCAUCUUUGAUGAGGCCCUACAUCAAGACUUGGUGGCAUUCAGAUUAAAUAACCCCAAUCUGACUCUCCUCCAAUAUGUAGAUGAUCUCUUGCUGGCAGCACCUACCAGAGAGGCCUGC